Cordyceps fumosorosea ARSEF 2679 is the source of this 2520-nucleotide messenger RNA. RefSeq names its product Vps53-lik. Gene Ontology annotation, biological process: retrograde transport, endosome to Golgi. The coding region runs from base 1 to 2520 and encodes 839 amino acids. The record is from RefSeq and is a predicted model, not a curated record. NCBI's taxonomy places the organism in Eukaryota, Fungi, Ascomycota, Sordariomycetes, Hypocreales, Cordycipitaceae. The transcript has 3 exons. Gene Ontology annotation, cellular component: GARP complex.
AUGAGCGCGGCGCUGACGAACCCAUCGUCACUUGACUCAGUCGACUACGACCCCAUCGACCACCUCAACCUGCUCUUCGCGAACCCGGCCUCGGUAUCGUCCGUCAACCGCGUCUCGCAGACGCUCCGGUCGCACCAGGAUGACCUCGCCGCCGAGAUCGGCGCCCUCGAGGCCGCGCAGGCGUACCGACCCGACUCGAGCCUGGAGCGGAUGCGGUCGGCGCAGGCGGAGCUCGGGCAGCUGUUCCGCAAGGUCGAGACGGUGCGGUCGCGGGCCAUGGAGACGGAGGCGAGCAUCACCUCGAUGACGGCGGACAUCAAGCGGCUGGACGGCACCAAGAAGAACCUGACGCUGAGCAUGACGGCGCUGAAGCGGCUGCAGAUGCUGACGACGGCGUACGAGCAGCUGCGCGGGCUCGCGCGCGCGCGCCAGUACCGCGACUGCGCGGGCCUGCUGCAGGCGGUGCUGCAGCUCAUGCGCCACUUUGGCAGCUACCGCAGCAUCGAGCAGAUCGCCGCGCUGAGCCGCGAGGUCGCCGAGCUGCAGCGGGGGCUGCUCGAGCAGGUGUGCGAGGACUUUGAGAUGGCCUUUGCCAAGGGCGAGGUCGCGGCGCGGCGGGGGACGCUGGCCGAGGCGUGUCUGGUCAUGGACGCGCUGGGGGACGCGGCGCGCGCCCGCCUGGUGACGUGGUACGUCAACACGGAGCUGCGCGAGUACCGCCAGGUGUUCCGCGGCAACGACGAGGCGGGCAGCCUGGACAACAUCGGCCGGAGGUACGCGUGGUUCCGGCGCACGGUCAAGGCGCACGAGGAGGAGCACGCGGCCAUCUUCCCGCCGCACUGGCGCGUCAGCGAGGUCCUGGCCACCGCGUUCUGCGAAGGAACGCGCGACGACUUCAGGGGCAUCCUGGAGCGCAGCAUGCGGCGCACCGACGGCGCCAAGAUUGACGUGAAUCUGCUCUUGUCCUGCCUGCAGGAGACGCUCGACUUUGAGCAGAGCCUGGAGAGGCGCUUCUCCAACGAGCCGCGAGCGAGCAUCGACACGUUGAGCUCUGCGGAGGAAAAGACGUAUUCAUUCAACGGACUCAUCUCGGUUGCGUUUGAGCCGUACCUCAGCCUAUGGGUUGACUCACAAGACAGGCAACUUGCUGCAAUGAUGCCAAAGUACAGGAAUCAGCCGUCAAUACCGCCCGACGACGAAUUCUCGCCGCAAGCGGUGAUGCAGUCCGCCAUUGAGCUGUUUCACUUUUACAAGCUCACCCUAUCACAAUGCGCAAAGCUGUCGACUGCGGAACGGCUACUCGACCUAUCAAAGAUACUCGCAAAGUAUCUCGACGAGUACGCGCAGCAAGUCUUGCUACACAAGCUCCAAGCCUCCGGCCAAACACUACCCGCGAUGCAGGACUGCAUCCUGGUGCUCAACACGGCCGACUUUUGGCACGCAAACACAAACCAGCUGGAGGAGAAUAUCAAGAAGCGCAUAGACCCGGACCUCGUCGGCAGGGUCGACCUGUCAUCCCAGUCCGACGCCUUCCUUGGCGUGGCCAGCGCCUCGGUAUUGGCGCUGGUGCGGAUCGUGGAGCAGCACUGCGAGGGCGUCUGGCGAGAGAUGAAGAACACGAACUGGAGCACGAUGGAGACCGCGGGCGAUCAGAGCUCAUACGUCGGCGAGCUUGUGAAGCACGUCAACGACAAGACGCAGGAGAUUCUGGCCGUGGUGGGCAAGCAACAGUAUGCCAGGGCCUUUUGUGAUAAUCUUGUCGAGCACUUGGCAACAAGCUACAUUAACCAAAUUGUGCAAUGCCGGCCAAUAUCAGAGAUCGGUGCUCAGCAGAUGCUGGUGGACAAGUAUGCACUUACAAAGUCUUUCGGCACCCUGAUUCUUCAGCACAACCCAUCACCGACGCCUCAACCACCGCCGGCCGGCUUCGUCCGGAGAGUCGAGCAAUCCAUGGGUCGUGUCGACCCGCUGCUCAAGACGCUGCAGAUCCGGCCGUCGCCGCCCGAGGGUCUCGUGCAGGCGUACCUCAUCCACAUCGGCGACAAGUCGGACACCAACUUCCGCAAGAUCCUGGAGCUCAAGGGCGUGCGCAAGCAAGACCACGCGCACCUGAUGGAGCUGUUCGGCAUCCACCGCGAGGGCAGCGGGGGCCACGACAAGCUGGUGGCGAGCUCGCCGCUGCUGACGCCGCUCAUGGCGACCACGACGACAUCGGGUCUCGGCGGCAGCAGCAGUACCGCCACCGCGGCGGCGGGCGCGGCGUCGGUGCUGACGGGCACCGCGGCGCGGGGUGCCUUUGACGCGGGCUCGCUGGGCGAGAAGCUGCUGAGCGCGGCGCGGGACAUUGGCACGGCGAGCGCGGCCGGGAUGCCCGGCGGCGUCGGCGUCGGUGCGGACAAGGCGACGAUCAACGAGAACUUGCGCAACUUUGGCAAGUUUUUCCGAAGGGACAUUGGCGGCCUGGGCGCGCGGUUCGGAAAGCGGGACGGCAGCCUCGGCGCCGAGGGGGAGCAGCGAUGA